This is a messenger RNA of Gongylonema pulchrum, 462 nucleotides long. NCBI's taxonomy places the organism in Eukaryota, Metazoa, Nematoda, Chromadorea, Rhabditida, Gongylonematidae. The record is from the annotation of a GenBank genome assembly.
AACAACAAGAAUUUGCAUUUCCAGCGUGGCAUAUCGCCACAUCAUGCCGGUGCUCUGAUGCCGCAACAGCAGCAGAACCAUCCGGCUGCGCCUCAUCUUGCUGAUCUUGCCAACUACGACCGAAAACGUCGCAGCGAAAAAGAAGCCGUUCGACUGGCUGCUGAGCAGCAGCAACAGCAGCAGCGUCGUGACCGAAGUGCUGCAUCUUCGCGUGAUCAUCAGGUCCGGGAUGCGCCACGUGAGCUGAAAACACCACCGCAUAUUGCUCGUGUAAGUGCGUCAGUUGCCGCGUCGAGUCCAGUGCGAAAGAUGAGUGAACCGGUGCUCAAUGGCAAAACUGAGAAUCAGGAUCUGGGUGUGUUAGCGAACGAACUCACUCGAAUGGGACGUCAACAGCAGCAGCAACAGCAACAGCAACAGCAGAAUGGCAGUUAUAGUCCACCACCACCAGCACCACCACCU